Molecule: messenger RNA, 1182 nt
Organism: Neoarthrinium moseri
Lineage: Eukaryota; Fungi; Ascomycota; Sordariomycetes; Amphisphaeriales; Apiosporaceae
Exons: 4
Coding region: 1-1182 (393 amino acids)
Biological process (GO): protein N-linked glycosylation; protein O-linked glycosylation; cell wall mannoprotein biosynthetic process
Cellular component (GO): Golgi apparatus; membrane
Molecular function (GO): alpha-1,2-mannosyltransferase activity
Source: RefSeq, a predicted model, not a curated record
AUGGCCAUCGCAAGGCCGGUCCGCGCCCUCGGGCUGGCGGCCGUGUUGAUGUGGUGUUUCUUUCUCUAUACCAUAUGGCGUCCGUCGACCCCUCUAGGGCCCGGCGACUCGCUGAAGAACCUGGAGAGAGAUCCGAACCUAGACCCCACGGGAGAGCCAGAAGGAACCCUGAUACGGGCUUCUGCCGCCUAUGCGCCGGACGCCAACCCCUCGGGGCGAAUCAAUGCGACGCUCCUGGCCCUGGUGCGAAACGAGGAGCUGCCGGGCAUGCUCCAAGCCAUGACCGACCUGGAGCGGACGUGGAAUCACAAGUUCAACUACCCUUGGACAUUCUUCAACGACGUCCCGUUCACCGAGGAGUUCAAGAAGAAGACACAGGCGGCCACCAAUGCCGAGUGCAGAUACGAGGUCAUCCCCGAUGAGCAUUGGGACACGCCGUCAUGGAUCAACGAAGAUCUGUACCGGGAGUCGGUCAAGAUCCUUGAGGAGAACAAAAUCCAGUAUGCCGACAAGAUCUCGUACCACAAGAUGUGCCGAUGGAACAGUGGUCUCUUUUACAAGCACCCAGCACUCGAGCACACACAGUUCUAUUGGCGUGUCGAGCCCAACGUCCAUUUCUUCUGCGAUGUCGAUUACGAUGUGUUCCGGUACAUGCAGGACCACAACAAGACCUACGGCUUCACCAUCAACCUGUACGACGCGCCCGCUUCCGUGCCCACCCUGUGGCCCGAGACAACCAAGUUCAUUGCCCAGCAUCCAGAGUAUCUGCACAAGAACAAUGCGCUGGACUGGGUAACUGACAAGGCUCGUCGCCCGAGCCACAACAUGGAGGCCAACGGCUAUUCGACCUGCCACUUCUGGAGCAACUUUGAGAUUGGCGACAUGAACUUCUGGCGAAGCCAGCCUUACGAGGACUACUUCAACCACCUGGAUAGAGCCGGUGGAUUCUUCUACGAGAGAUGGGGUGAUGCGCCCGUGCACAGUAUCGCCCUCGGCCUGUUCGAGGAUAAGAGCAAGAUCCACUGGUUCCGUGAUAUUGGUUACCAGCAUAUUCCCUUCUUCAACUGCCCCAACUCGCCAAAGUGCAAGGGAUGUGUAACUGGCCGCUUCACCGACGGCGAGGCCUGGCUGAACAAGGAGGACUGCCGGCCCAACUGGUUCAAGUAUGUCGGCAUGGGCUAG